CAUCACCACCGUUGCUCAUCGCGAUACUAUCAUCCAGUCCUCUCUCUCUCUGCCUGCAUCCAGCUGGUAGCCUGCCUGCCUGCCUGCCUGCCUGCCUGCCUUUGACGGUUCUGUUGCAGUUGAGGUGAGAGCCACCAGUCAUCAUGGGGAACAUCUUUGGCAACCUGUUGAAGAGCCUGAUAGGCAAGAAGGAGAUGAGGAUUCUCAUGGUGGGGCUGGACGCAGCUGGGAAAACCACCAUCCUCUACAAGCUGAAGCUCGGGGAGAUCGUCACCACCAUCCCCACAAUCGGUUUCAACGUAGAGACGGUGGAGUACAAGAACAUCAGCUUCACCGUGUGGGACGUGGGUGGCCAGGACAAGAUCCGUCCCCUGUGGAGGCACUACUUCCAGAACACCCAGGGUUUGAUCUUUGUGGUAGACAGCAAUGACCGUGAGCGGGUGAACGAAGCUCGGGAGGAACUGAUGAGGAUGCUGGCUGAGGAUGAGCUGCGGGAUGCGGUUCUCCUCGUCUUUGCCAACAAACAGGAUCUGCCCAAUGCCAUGAAUGCCGCAGAAAUCACAGACAAGCUGGGCCUGCACUCCCUACGCCACCGCAACUGGUACAUUCAGGCCACUUGCGCCACUAGUGGAGACGGUCUCUACGAGGGCCUGGACUGGCUGGCCAAUCAGCUGAAGAACAAAAAGUGAAGGGGUCCGGUCAGUAGCGUGGGGAAGAGCCUGGGUGCCAGCUCCAGGUAGUGGUUAUAGUGGAUCCAUUGUGUUUACAUGGAGAGGCAGUGCUGAAAAGCUCCCAGGGGGUGACUCUCAAUGGCUUCCUCCCUCUUAAAAAUACUUGUUUCAUUUCUUUAUUUUGAUUAAUUUAAUUUUUUUGGAUCUGCGGUGAGCGUUUUUAAAUAUUUACAAACCAAUGGUGUUGAAGUUGAUCUAAAUGACUUACAUUCUACACGCUGAAUACAUAAAUAUUGGGAUGUAAUAGUAUAAUGUUACUGUAAAGGCAUAUGUAUUUCCCCUACUUUGCAGUCUCUUUGACCUCCAUCACCUUUUAAUUUGAUCAGAAAACGUAAUGAUAUAUAGACUCAUCAUGGCAGAGCAACCGUCCGAUACUUUAAACUUAAUGUAAAUGAUAAAGAAUGUUAUAAUAGUAUAGUGGGGCUACUACUACUAUCAUAUCACAUUGUUUAAAAACAGUAUACAGGCUCAGAUAAAUGUAAAGUUGUCAUUUUUCUGUCCAUACUUAUGUUUUACCACCAAAUGAUGUGUAUUAGAGCUCAAUUUGUGCAAAAAAACUUGAGUUAUUUUAGAUUUUAUGCAGAUGUGUUUAUUUUAAUUUUAUUUAUUUGACAUACUGGAUAGUCUUAAACCAUUUAUAUAUAAUUGUCAUUUAUUUAUUUAUUUAUUUGUACGUUUGUUUAUUGGUUUUAUUUUCUAAAUGCAUCAUGGUUUCUCUCCCUUUAUUGCAAUGUGCAUUUACUGUUGAGGCAGCUGGUAUCAAUGUAUAUUACCUGCUUCCCAAUCUGCAUGGAGAUAUCCCAGUACUGGCUCGUGGGCUGUGAACUACUGCAGGCCGCUGCUGUAAAUAAAGAUUUGUUCUUAGUCGACUUAACCCCAGUAAGGGUUAAAACAAUUUGUCUGGCGUCAGCGAGGUGUGAUAGCUGAACUGAUACAGAUGACAAAACAGGCACACUGUACCAGCUCUGUGGCUUAGGGAAGAAAAAAAAAAAACGCUGCUAUUUAUUGGCCUGUGGAGAGUGAUGCAGCAGAGCAUGUGAUUGGCAAUAUCAGAGAGCUUACAUGGUUUUCGAAUGUUUCUUUUUUGAAGUGUGCUGCACUAUAUCCGUCAAAAGAACUCACAUUGCUUGUCAUCCUGAUUUAUUCAUCCCUAAUUGGCGUGACAUUACAUGUGUUUCUUGUGUUUUAUGUUGCACAAAAUAACUAGAUGCAUUAUUGUUGUACCAAAUGUCAGUUAUUUUCUUGUAUUUUUGAAUAGAGUAUUUAUUUAUUUUGGACCAAAAGGCAGGUGUUGAUUUUUAGUGUUGUUUUUCUUAAUUUGCUUACUAGAUCAUUUGUCUUCUUGAGUGUUCACACAAAUCCCAUAAUUUGAAAAAAACAAAAUAGGAGAGAGGAUGAUAGUAAUACUGCAUCAUAAGGCAUGUUAAUACUGUACAAGAUCUGUAAUAAAAGUGAAUUAUAAUAGCCUGUUUCCUCAGACUAUAUUUGUUAGUCUAAAUUACUGCUGCUGGUUGGAACAAUGCUGUACUGAUACAUGUUAUGGAUUUAGUGUAAAGUUUACUGAACAACCUUCUAAUAUGCAAAAGCAUGCUUUUCUAUGUCGGCGCAACUGUAUAUAUGUUAAUGUAACAAACCAUGGUAUUCGCGGUCAAAUUGAAAAGUGUUGUUGAUACACCUGUAGAUAGGUUCAGGGUCAGUGUGGUGGCAAAUGUGUAUAACUGACAGCAGCUUGUGUGUGUGACGUGCCCUCUAUUACGUUCAGUUUGGUGUGAACAUUGUUUUCGUGGCCUUAUAUUGCCAGUGUUUUAUUUCUCUUUGAUAACAGGUUUGUAUGUAGGAAAUGUCCAACAUUCAAGUAUCUCACCUAUGAUCUGUAACACUGAUGCACUCACAGUACUGUUGUGGCUAAACGUCCUUUCAUUCAAUGACUAUUUGGCAGAUUUUAACUUGAAAAAUGUAGAAAAGACUUGCAGAACAUUCCAACAGAUGAAGUUUAUUCAAAAAGUGAAAAGGGAUUUAUUUAAUUUAGUGGAAUAUUAUCAAGAGGAGGAAAUAAAAACAACACAAACUGGUGCAAAAGUGUUGAAUGAUUUAAUGAUUCCUGGCACUACGUCGAUCAAUCAAUAAAAAAGACCAAAACACAA
This is a messenger RNA of Sebastes umbrosus (honeycomb rockfish), 2875 nucleotides long. It is a transcript of the gene arf3a, whose product is annotated as ADP-ribosylation factor 3a. The record is from RefSeq and is a predicted model, not a curated record. NCBI's taxonomy places the organism in Eukaryota, Metazoa, Chordata, Actinopteri, Perciformes, Sebastidae. The coding region runs from base 144 to 689 and encodes 181 amino acids. Gene Ontology annotation, biological process: vesicle-mediated transport; intracellular protein transport. The transcript is spliced from 5 exons. Gene Ontology annotation, cellular component: cytoplasm; plasma membrane. Gene Ontology annotation, molecular function: GTP binding; GTPase activity.